Encephalitozoon romaleae SJ-2008 is the source of this 5433-nucleotide messenger RNA. Its product is annotated as PI3/PI4 protein kinase. Lineage: Eukaryota; Fungi; Microsporidia; Unikaryonidae. The coding region runs from base 1 to 5433 and encodes 1810 amino acids. Gene Ontology annotation, biological process: DNA damage checkpoint signaling; protein phosphorylation; telomere maintenance. The transcript has a single exon. Gene Ontology annotation, molecular function: protein serine/threonine kinase activity; protein binding. Gene Ontology annotation, cellular component: nucleus. The record is from RefSeq and is a predicted model, not a curated record.
AUGAACCAUGGCUACUUGAAGAAUCUUUAUCUUCAGCAACUUGAGACCGGGCAAUAUUCAGAUGUGUUUAGAGAAAGCCUGCUGAGCAUAGUGUCCAUGAAAAUAAUAAACACAGUCAUAUCUCUUGCUGCUAAGGACAAUGAAGAGGCCCCGUUUAUGGAGCUUCUGGAAUUAUUUCUUCAACAUCUGGAAAGCAAUGCCGUAUUUUACGAAAAGUUUAGAAAGUCAAACUUUCACCUUCUCUUGUUUGAAAGGCCGUUGAAGAUGGAGAGCUACGCAAAAAUGAAGGCCAUUUAUGACAAGGUUGGCGCAAGGAGAGUCGCACCAGGGUUUGAACAAACAGAGUUUCUCAGCAAAAACUUUUAUAACUACUGUCUGUAUAAGCAUAUAUACAAUGACUAUCAGUUUGAUCUUGAGUUGGAUGUGAGAGGGUUGGGCCCUGUGGAAAUGAACCUGUUCAAGGGCCUUCUCAAGAUAAUAUGUAUUGAAAAUAGAGAGAACGAACAUCUUGUUAAUUAUAUAAGGACUCUUCCUAUGGAUACUGCCGUUUUUCUUGCAAUAGUUAUGCCGAACAUCAAGAUAGACGGGUCAAAGCUCUCCCCCGAAGACAUGUUCCUUGUAUAUCCUUCUCAGGUAAGAGGAUCCAGUCCAAAGCAAUUUAUAAAACCGUUUCUAUGCAGCCUGAAUUUCCAUGAAGGAUUUUGCAAGGUCUGUUGUAGGCGAUUACUAGGAUGUGAAUUUGAAGAGAUAGACUGUGAGGAAUAUCUGAGCAGUAUAGCAGGUGACGUUGAAGAGAUAAGCUUUGGAGUAAGCCACUGGGAGAAGAUGAGGACACCCAGAAUACUUACAAUCGUUCUUAGAUCUUUGUUCAAAGAGCCCAGAGGUCUUGAGUGCUACAAACGUCUGAAGUACUUUCCAAUGGAGGAGAAAGGUGAAAUGGAGGAUGUGGUGAUAAGGUUUCUGAGAUACGCAGCCAGUACACUGAGUAUUGAGAAUGUUCAAGUGUCACUCAAGAUGUUCCCAUUUACAAGGCACACACCAAGAAUAUCCUUUUCUUAUUUUGUUGUUUUGUUUGAAGGUCUUCAGAAGCAUUCCGGAAAUGUAUUUUUAAAAAGUGUAGUGAAGAAUGUAGUGAUAAGGAACAAAAGCAAGUUUAUGAAAAUAAGAGCAAUGAUAUUCGAGUAUUGUCUGAAAAAAGGCCUUGAGUCUCUAUCUUAUACCUUGGAAAAUACAAAUAACAGAAUAAGAGGAGACGAAAGAUUGCUAAAGAAAGGCCUAAAUGAAAAAGAGGACAAUGAACUCGAGAGGGUGCUUGGCCCUCUAUCAGAAUUUUUUGAUGAGGAGUGCCAAUCAUUUGUCAGGAACAGCAUGUUUUACAUAUAUCCCAUAAUGUACUCAUUAUCAUUUCCUUGUAACGUAUCAGACCCUGCGUUUACCCAGGCCAACAAUCAUUUUCUGAUUAUAUCUCUUUUCCUUCAAGGAGAAGAAAGCAAAAUAGACGAUAUAGGAUAUGGGAGGGAUGAUCUGUAUGGAAUGGGGGUGGAUGUGAUUGUACCACUUCUGUGCAAUGGGUAUUUCAAGUAUGAUGUUCUGAAGAGGUUUUUUGGAGAUGUCCGGAAAUACAUAAGUGGCCAUGUUCCAAGAUUUCUAUUUGUCUUGAAGAAAGUGUAUGUUGAAAGGCCUUUUGAGUUUCAAGUAUGUGUGUUCAAAGUUCUGAAGUGCAUUAUAGAGGCCAUUUCUGGAAAUGUAAAGAUGCUGUUCAAUUAUCUGUUUCCAUAUAUUGAGUUUUUCAUGAAGAAGCAUGAAGAUUCAUGUGGAACGGACUGUAAGAUGAUCUUUAUUGAAUACUAUUCAUCAUUCUUCGAGAACGAUUGUCUUAUUCGGAACAUGCCAAGGAUAUUUCCAUACCUGGAUGUUGAGAAGAUAAGCAAGUGGAGCAAUGUGAAGAACGAGGAUGAUUGCCUGGACAUAGUUAUAGGGCUUUUGGAUACCAAAGGGCAUUUUCCCCAGGAAACAUCUAUUUCCAAGGCAGUGGAGUUUCUCAUAAGAACAUUUGGAAGCAUUGAGAAGGAUGAGGAAUUCAAUGAGGAGAGCUUUGUGGAGAAUAUCCUUGUACGGUUUUUUAAGAGCCAGACAUUCAGGAUGAAGAUUGGAAACGUUUACAAAGGAUUAGUAGGAGCAGGAAGCGAUGCAGCAUUUAUGAUUGGAUGUAUAUCUCAAGAGUUUUUAGAACAAGGAGGUUUUCCCUCUGCCUGUGAUGGUUUUGUUGUUCAAUGCACUCCAGAGGCAAUUGCUAGAGUGAUGAUUGAGAAAUACCUAUCUGAGAUAGAUCCUGGAAAGCAAGAUCUUUAUUUCUUCAUAAUACAAGAGGGGCUAAAGUUUAUUAAAGGGCCCUUAAGUGAAAGAAUAGAAGAGAUUGUCGAGCAGUUCAGGAGCACACAAUACUCCUAUGAACAUAUGCCUUCUCAUUCAACGGAAAGGGUAUAUGAAAAAACGUAUACCUUUAAGAAGUUUCUUCAAAGGGUUUACCGAUAUUCCCUUGGAGAGAUUGAAAGGGCUAAUAUGAACGAUUAUUUUAAUCUUCUUAAAUAUGGAGACCUACUUGACACUCAGUUUCUGGAGUUUCACUGUUUGUGCCUAGGUAGGCUGGUUUUGAAUAUAGGAGAUAAGCGGAUUCUGGACAUAUCCCAAGCCAUAGCCUCUGAUUUGCAGGGGGGUGUAGACAGAAGAAUUGCAAGAUUCAUUUUAAAGCUACACAGGUUUACAGAUGGAAAGUAUAUCUCUGAUCAGGAGAUUCUCAAGAUAUCGAUUUUCCUCAAAGAUCAUUACAACUCCAUCCAGGUUUUGGAAAAGAUGAUAAGAAAGGAAAGAAGAAGAGAGCUUUUUGAUGCUCUGCAAUAUUGCUAUUACUCCAUCAAAGACUAUGACAAAGUACUAGGGAUAAACUCUGUGUUCGCUAGACCAACACUGAUAAACCUGUUCUUCAAGUUCUGUAUGGAUAAGAACUUUGUAGCAGCAAGAAGAUGCUUAGAAACUGAGAUGGUGGCAGGGCAUGACGGAACAAGAGAGGAGGUUGGAACAGAUGGCGGAGAUUCUGUGAUACAAGACUUAGAGUUAAAAGCUUUGUUGUCUGAGAUCAUAGACGAAUGCCAAGAUGAUGAAGUCAUAAAGUUUAUGGAUGAUUGCAAAAGAAUAGAAAGGGAUUUUUCUGAGUGGAAGAGCUUAGUAAGUAGAAACGAAAUAUUUCGGCACUUCAUAAAGGAUUGUGAACUUGUAUCUAAGAGUGGAAAUCUACUUAAGACCUUGGACUUGAUAGCAGGGAGAAGAGAGCUGGCUGGAGAUAAUAGAAUGCUUCUGGAAUGCCAUGAAAGUCUUGUGGCUGGGAUAAAAUCGAUGAUAAAUUCAAGGGAUGAUAUAUCAUGUGAUGAAGUGCUUGAGUCUUUGGUUGGCUCGGCAAGGCAGGACAUCACAGAGGGCCUCAGCCAGGGACUUCAUAGCAAGGAAUACUUUGAUGAUUUUGCAUCCGUAGAUAUGGUUCUGAAGGAAAGACGUCCUGAAAGGAUAGGGUACAUGGAUAGAAUCAAGGCUGGAAAAGCAAGCAGAUAUAGUACUGUGGAUGAGUUUGAAAGAGACCUAAAGCUUGCAAUGAUAAGAAGCUACAGAAAAGACAAUGAUGUGAGCAGAUGCAUGCAGGAGAUUGGAGAUAUGCUUCUCAAAAGAGAAUGGUGUGUACUAUAUGAGUUAGCAGAGAUGAAUGUUCUGCAAGGAAAGAUAAGCGAUGCGAAGUCGUCUCUUAAAAAGGUUUUGGAGUUGUUUCCAAGAACAUCGUUGUUCCACAGAAAGGCUCUGAUCCGGUAUGCUGAGCUUGUAGAUACAAAGACUGGAUAUGAGUCUGCAUUAUCCACUCUGAAAGAUUCUGGAAAGCUGUUUCUUCUCGGAGCCAAGAAGUUUGAAAGCACAGAGCCUGUCAAAGCAAUGGAGAUGUAUAUUAAUAGUAUAGUGCAUGAUAAUCAAUAUUCUGAUGAAGCUGUUCCUAGAAUAUUUCACCUAUUUUCUGAGAUGACGCCAUCGAAAGAUAUCAAUGCAAGUGGGCUGCUGAUAAAGAAGCUUCUGGAAUCCUGUAUAUCAUUGCUCCCUCCAUAUUACAAUCAGAUUCUCUCUAGAUUAAGCCACCCGAAUCAAGAUGUGGCAGAAGUAGUGUCUAGAACUGUACUCGAGCUUAUGGAGAACUAUCCAAGUAAAACGUUCUGGAGGUCUCUGAUAAUGAUGAACUCGCAAGUCCCAAGCACAAGAAGGCGCAUGGAACGAAUCAUCUCAGAGCUUACACUUGACAACAAGGUAGUUCUAUCUAACGUUAGGAAGAUAUCGGAAGAGCUGGUAAAAAUAUCAAGAUCAAAGAAGAACGAGCUAACUAUACGUGAAGACUUUCCAGGGUUUGUUAAGAUGUUUCCAAUUGAUGCCGUGGUUCCAAACACGAAUAUAUUGAUUGGUGGGGUAAAAGAUGGAGUGAAGGUUUUUAACUCUCUCCAACGCCCUAAAAGAAUAUGCUUUAUAGGAAGUGAUGGAAAAAGCUAUUACUGGCUUUGUAAAAACCAGGAUGAUCUAAGAAAGGAUAGCCGAUUCAUGGAUUUGAAUUUCAUAAUCAAUAGCAUACUCAAGAAGCAGAGCAGUGAGAAUUAUAUCCGAACCUAUACUGUGAUACCAUUCAGCCAUGAGAGUGGGAUUAUAGAAUGGAUUGAUGGGUUGAGCUCACUCAAAGUCAUAUGCGAUUCCUAUUACGCAAAAGAUGGGAUUUCGAUAUCUGAAACAGCGUGCAGGUUUGUGAGCAAUAAGAAGAUAGGAAUGCGAGAAUGGCACAAGGUCAUCUUGAAAUUUCAUCCGAAGUUUCAUUUGUGGUUUAGCGACAACUUUCCACAUCCGUACGGUUGGCUAGUGGCCAGGAAUAACUAUACCAGAACAUAUGCAAUAAUGAACAUUGUGGGAUGGUUUAUGGGACUAGGAGACAGGCAUGCAGAGAAUAUUCUUUUUGAUUCAAAUACUGGGGAUACCGUUCAUGUUGAUUUGAAUUGUAUCUUUGGAAAGGGAAAAGAGCUACAGGUGCCGGAAAGGGUUCCAUACAGACUCACUCAAAACAUAGUAGAUGCAUUUGGGGUACUUGGGCUAGAAGGCUCAUACAAUGCCACCCUUUGCGCAACUUUAGAACUAUUUCUCAAAAACAGGAACAUUCUGGUAUCAAAUCUCUUAUCUUUUGUAUACGACCCUUUGUUUGAGUGGAGAAGAAAAUCCACAACUGCACCAAAGAAGAUUAUCGAGGACCUAUAUCGCAAAAUAGACGACUUAGAUGCCAGUAGCAAAUGUGAUCUGCUGAAUGAGGAAGCAACAAAAGACGAAAAUCUAUCUACGAUGUACAUCGGAUGGCUGCCAUUUGUUUAA